CCGCGAGUGGCCAGUUCGACGGCCGCUGUCACCAUGCAGGCGCCGCACCGGGACUCGGACGGGUCGGACUUGACGCCGAUGCUCGAAUCCAGUCGAUCCAUGCUCUGUGAACCAGACACGCUGCUCCGGUCGCCUCCCCUAGGACCAAAACCAUUGCAGCGUGUGCGCGAAGAUGCCGCGCUUCGCUCGUCGAUCGCACCCGACACCACAGUCCGGCAAUCUUCGCGCGGACCGUCGACCGGCCAACUUGCAAGCACCUUUGGUGUGAAGGAGCCGGAGAAGUUAGCAGAGGACAUUGCAAACGCAGCGGUCCGUCGCGGGUUUGUGCGCAUUUACUUCGAGAACUCCAACUUUACAUCAAGCACCGUGCUUCGUGUGGAAGAGCACACGAGUGUCCUGGAGGUCCGGCAAAUCAUGGCAAACAAAAUGCGCCUGUCGUCGAAACAACAAGCACACCACGCGAUCCUCAUGUUGUACGUCAACAGCAAGGGGUCGUCCAUGUCGGCGCGUACUCUCAAAGACAACGAAUUCAUCUACCAAGUGCAGGAAGCCAUCCAUUCGGAGCGCCAGUCCGUGCCCGAGAUCGUUGCGAACGAAGUGUCCGGCCCCGUGCGUGCCAAACCACGACAUCGCGCCAGGCAAACGCUCAAAUUUAUUUUCAAGGACAUUCGCGGCAAACCCAUCGACCUCGAAGCCGAACUCGAGCUCACCCCCAACUACUCGAACCCAACAUCAGCCCUAAGUCAAUAUGGCCACCCAAACCAGCACAACAUGGCCGCAUCACAGGACACGGUGUUUCUUCUACCGCAAAAGCUCGGGCUGGGUCUUCGCGCCGGGACGUUAAAAAAAGCGAGUUUGAAAGAUGCCAACGUGUGGCGGUCGCGGUGGUUUGUCCUCAAGGACGAUAAGCUGUACUAUUGCAAGAGCGAAUUCAACCAGCGCGACAUCACAGCGAUCCCGCUUCUCAACGCCCAGAUCGUAAAACAGGACGCCCUCGUCCCACACUGUUUCGAGCUCCAUACAAGUCGACGCGUGUACCGGUUUUGCUCGGCCACGGACGACAGCAUGAUGGCAUGGAUACACGCGCUGCACCGGGAAAUUCGCCUGGCUGCGGAGAACCAAAUGCUGACAAAGGCCGAGAGCUUCAUCGUCGACGAGGCGGUGACGACGUGUGAACGCAAUCAAGAUCGAACUCCGUUUGCCGUGUCGGGAAUCUUGGGCUACCCCGCGCUGCGCAAGAUGUUUCGCGACUUUAUGGCGAGCGAGUCCAUGGCGAGUGUGAUUUUACUCGACACGUGGGCCGAAUGCGAUCUCUUUCGUCGCAAUGGCCUCGUUCGGUUUCAAUCGCAACUCCAGCAACAACAACUGCAACACCAGCAACUCAACCAAAUGCCCAACCACGCUGUGUCUUCAUUCGCCGCGGGAAGUGCCCAGGACGAAUGGGACCACGUCAAACGAUUGCUUCUCCAGUACAUUCCGGCGGCACAAAAAGCCGGCGCGCACCUCCAAACCUCGGACAUCGACCUGUGUCGGCAGUCUCUCCAUGACAACCAAAAGCACAGACGCCUGUCGAUCGCAAUGGACCACGACAACAGCCACGUGACGGACUUUCCGUCGCCAAAUCUGUUUUUGAACGUCCAGCAAGACAUUCUUCGCGCCCUCGAAGAAGGACCGUUCCAGCGGUACAUUGCCGGCCGCGGCUACACGCGAAUCAUCGAUCGUACGAUUCGACGAUAGAGAUGGAUAACAUGAGCGUUGUGGUGGCCGAAACAUGGGGAUUGGCGU
Aphanomyces invadans is the source of this 1785-nucleotide messenger RNA. RefSeq lists its product as hypothetical. Gene Ontology annotation, cellular component: early endosome; recycling endosome; trans-Golgi network. NCBI's taxonomy places the organism in Eukaryota, Oomycota, Saprolegniomycetes, Saprolegniales, Verrucalvaceae. The transcript has 9 exons. The record is from RefSeq and is a predicted model, not a curated record. The coding region runs from base 34 to 1737 and encodes 567 amino acids. Gene Ontology annotation, biological process: retrograde transport, endosome to Golgi; receptor recycling; endosome organization.